UCCAAGUGGCGGCGGCGGCUGCGGUUGCCAGGAGCCCGCGCUGCCGCCGGAGAGACCCGUAAUAUGGCGGGGAGAAGGAGGAGAAGGAGGCGGCGGACCGAGCUGCAAUCUAGCAGAACCGUUUGAGCUGUUUCCUUUCUGACCAGGUCCGUGGCAAGGGAGGAAAGCUCACGGGGUCCUGAGCGGCCAGUGAACAGGACUGGGAAGGUACCCUUUCUUAUGGAGCUUACCUUUUGGAGGAGGAAGACAGAAAUAAACCAAGGAAAUAAACAAGAUAAUUUCAGAUAGUGAAUGAUUGUAGGAAGAUGGAGGAGUAUGAAGAAUUCUGUGAAAAAACUCUUGCCAGAAUCCAAGAAGCAUCACUAUCCACAGAAAGCUUUCUGCCUGCUCAGGUUGAAAGUAUCUCAUUGAUUCGCUUCCAUGGAGUGGCUGUGCUUUCGCCAUUGCUUAAUGCUGAAAAAAGAAAGGAAAUACAACAAGAAAAACAGAAAGCACUUGAGAUAGAAGUAAAAAAGCAGGUUAAUAGGAAGAAAGCUUUACUGACUCGUGUCCAGGAGAUUCUUGAAAAUGUCCAGGUCAGAAAAGCAUGUAAAGCCAGUGAUUUUGAUCAGUGGGAGACCGAAAUAGUUUACUCUAAUUCAGAAGUCAGAAGCUUGAAUGUUCCUGCUACAUUUCCAAAUAGCUUGCCAAGCCCUACUGAACAUUCCACUUUAGUAGAGUCUGAAAACAUGAUGGGGGCUUUGUCCAUAGAUAAUAAGUACCAACAUAUACCUAAUAGGAUAGAGUUAGCUAGAGAUAUGAAAGAAUUUAACUCUCCAAAGCAGUGUGAUAAUUCAAAUAGUUGUCACACUGAAACUGAAACGUCUCCAAAGAUCUCAGCAACACCGCAAGGGACUUUGUUUUCUGAUGGAAUGGUCUCCAUGACUGAAGACCAAGAUCUACCAGUUUUGGCAGAAGUCACCCCAGACCCCUAUAUAAUGAGUCUUCAGAACCUCAUGAAAAAGUCAAAGGAAUGUAUAGAAAGAGAACAGUCUAGAUGCAGUCUAAGAAGCAGUGCAAAAAGGAUUGCCAAUGAGAGUCACUCAGACAAAGAAAAUGAUGCUACUAAAGUGAGCGAGUGUAUGAAGGAAAACGCCCUGUCGAUAGGCAAACCCUGUGGCCCAGUGAUUCCUGACAAACCAAGCCUUAAUAAAUCAAAUGUUCUUCUCCAAGGUGCAUCCUCUCAAGCAAGCAGCACGAAUACAUCUGUUUUAGCUAGGUUUUCUAAAGUAGAUAUUCCUAUACAAACUGACCAUCCCACUGUUCUGGAUUCUGAGGCUGAUCUUAAAGUUAGUCCCACUUUUAUUACUAAAAAUAAUGUGAUCAAAAGUCUUACAGGUUCAUAUGCCAAAUUACCUAGUCCUGAGCCAAGUAUAAGCCCUAAAAUGCAUCGGAGGCGUUCCAGGCCAGCAUCAGUAUGUCAUAUACUUAUAAAUAACCCAAUAAAUGCCUGUGAGUUAAGCCCUAAAGGAAAAGAACAAAUAGUGGACAUAAUUCUUCCAAAUACUGAUGAAAAAACAAGUGCAUCUGAAACUGUGCCAAAGUUACCAAUUGAUUUAACAGGAGUUUGUUCAAGCAAGACUUCUGUCAGCGAAAAUGCUACUGAAGUGAUAGAAGAUAUGGCUGUAGGUAAGUCAAGUCAGAUGUAUCAAUCUUUGGGAAAUCAGUUAGAAAAUAAAGUAACAUGUGGACUUGCUGCUGUGGAAAGUCAGUUACUGUCUGAUGCUAGAGGAGCACAGGAAAUGAAUACUUCUUGUAUUCCAGGGCCCAAAUUACAUGAGCUGUGUGCUACUACCAGUCAGUGUAUAGCAGGUCAAAACUUGGGAACUGUGAGUGGAUUUACGUCAGUCAGUAUGUUAGAGAAAAACUCCUGCAGUUUGCAGAUGGAACUGAAUAAGUCUUAUGAUGUGAAACAUCCAUCUCCUUUACUGAUGCAAAACCAGAACACCAGACAGCAGAUGGAUACACCGAUGGUGUCCUGUGCAAAUGAACAGCUUUUGGAUAACAGCUUUGAAAAAGUGAAGCGGAGACUUGAUCUAGAGAUGGAUAGUUUGCAGAAGGAAAACUAUUCGUAUGUCGUAACCAAUGGAAUAGCUGAAGAGGAGAGGCAGCAUUUGCCAGAGAAAAGAUACCCUAAGGGAUCUUUCUAUAUUCACAAGAAUAAAAUGCUAGAAACCAACACCAGAGAAGGUGAGGAGAUACUAACAAGCAAGAUGUUAGCUUUUGAAGAAAUGCGGAAAAGACUAGAAGAACAGCAUGCCCAGCAAUUGUCACUACUCAUAGCUGAGCAGGAAAGGGAGCAGGAAAGACUGCAAAAGGAAAUAGAAGAACAGGAGAAAAUGUUAAAAGAGAAGGAGGUGAUUACAGCAGAGGUUUCUGAAUUGAACAUUAACAGUACAGUAGAUAUAGAGUGGAGAAAAAUAAGUAACUCUGGUUUGUUGGAAACAGUGCUAUCUCAAGUGGACUCAUUCCGCACUUCAAAUUCACAUAGUUCUGGUUUCACAAAUUCUGGCCUACAAUAUAGCUGUGGUUCUGCAAAUGAAGUACCUUUCUACCUCUGGGCAUCCCCAACUAGUGGCGUGACCAAACUCUCAGUACCCAGGUCUUUUGAAAGGAGCCAACCUAGAUGGUCCCAGGUUUUAAAUUCAGAAGUGCAAGCAAAAUUUAAUAAAAUAACUGCCAUGGCAAAGGGAUUUCUUACUCGUAGGCUUAUGCAGACAGAUAAGCUGAAGCAUCUUCGACAAACUGUAAAAGAUACUAUGGAAUUCAUAAGAAGCUUUCAGUCAGAAGCUCCAUUAAAGAGAGGCAUUGUCUCAGCACAAGAUGCAUCACUUCAGGAGAGAGUGUUGGCACAGUUGCGAGCUGCCUUGUAUGGUAUUCAUGACAUAUUCUUUGUAAUGGAUGCAGCAGAAAGAAUGUCUAUUCUGCAACAUGAUCGAGAAGUUCGCAAAGAGAAAAUGCUCAGGCAAAUGGAUAAAAUGAAAAGUCCACGUGUGGCUCUUUCAGCUGCAACACAGAAGUCUCUCGAUAGGAAGAAGUACAUGAAAGCUGCUGAAAUGGGAAUGCCAAAUAAGAAAUUUCUGGUUAAACAAAGUCCUUCUGAAAUAAGAGUCCUUCAGCCAAACCAAGGACAGAAUACACCUGUGCAUAGGCUACUAAGUAGACAAGGAACCCCUAAGACAUCAGUGAAGGGGGUUGUCCAGAAUAGACAGAAGUCUUCCCAGAGCAGAGUGCCUAACAGAGCGCCUGUCUCAGGUCUGUUCAACCUGAGGGCAGUGAAUCAUCCAGAAAUAUAUGUCUGCACAAAGGGGAUUAACGAUUUCUCCUCUGUCCACAAGCUCACAAGUGAAUAUUUGAGGAGUGUAUACCGAAAAAAUCCAAAGAAAGUGGCCAAGUGUUGCGACAAUUUGAGAAGACAACAUUCAUUAGGAUAAGGAGGAGGACUAUUAUCCAUAUCCCUGCCUAAUAGACUUAUUUAUGUAACUCUGGACUGUUUACCCAGGCAAGGUGACCAAAUCAAAGGGCUGACCAAUUAUCUGCAUAAUUUGGUCAGUCUUGUCAGUUCCUGCCUCUCUCUUAUUUUCCUCUUUAGAUUUGGAAGAAACCAACCUAGUGCUCAUGUCUCUGUUUAACCUAUGCAAACAUAGUUUACAUGCCCAGGUGUCUGUGGGACCCUUUGUGGAUACUUAAAAAAGACAUCUGGCUUUAGUUUUACAGGACAUUGGAAAGAUAGGAUAAAUUAUAAAUUAAGUUCUAUAACAUGAAUUUCAUUCAUCUCUGCAUAUUAAUGGAUGAAUUUAAGAAAGACAAAUUAGAUAUGGUCCUGUUCAAAGCAGAUAUGUUUCCCCGGUUUUGUAAAUUUGAGCACUAGACUGACUUAACACAAUAGCCACACAUGAUACACUCUUGGAUUGUGGUCCACAUAAAAUCUAGGCAAAAGCAGCCCUUUGGUUAUUCUUGCUCAGAAGCACACAUUCCUGUCAACAGCACUGUCUUGAGAAUUGUCAGGAAAAAAAUGUCAGGUUUCAUAUAUGUUAACUGAGUACUGUUAGAAACAGGUGUGCUGGUUUACACAGUCUGGAGGGUAAGAAAUCUGGAGAAAACAACACAAUCUUCCUGUAUGUAGAUUUGUUACAUCCAUUUCUAUAAAGUAGGAAUAAUGUGUUGCAUGCAGCUCUAUUUUCUUUUGUAUGUUUUUUCUUUGCAAUCUACUUUUCAAGCAUGCUUGAUUUAGGAGAACAUAAAGGGCUAUUUACAAUACUAUAUCCAUGUUUCAAAUAGGAUAGUAAUAUUGCCUAGUUAGAAAUACUGCAUUACUUAAAAGGCACAGAUAUUUAAGGGUAUUUUUAUCAGCAACAUAAUCAGUAAAAGUCUUCAAAUAAUAAAUGAUAACCAAGAAUGCGAUUUUAUGAGGGAAUGCCACUGAUAAUUUGUCAUACAAUUUCUAAAAAGGGCUCUAUGCUUCUCACAUAAUAUUGGGACUAUGUAUAUUGAAUCUUUGUAAAGCAUUUGAGAGAUACUGGUAUUUUUUAAAGUGUUCUAUAUAUUAUUCUUGAUACCCUUUUGAGAAUAUGGAGAUAAAGAUUUGUUUCUCCAAAUUUUUAAAUUGCCUUGAACAUUGAAUGUUUACACCUAGCUGUACAAGGAAAAUAACCUACUCUGCAUACAAAUUGACUUUUUAUUGAAAUGUAUCACUUAUUGAAUGAAUCACAAAACUAAGAUUCCAAAAAGUCUUAAAUUACUGUGUAAAAUUGCCCUUUUCAUGAUGAACUGUGCUUUAUCAUUCUGAAAACUCAGGCUAUAGCUUCUUCAUAUCAUUGUUAAUCUCCCACUAAGGAUAAAUGCUAAAAGUUUUGUGUCUACAAGUGUAAAUUAGAUAAAACAAAUACUAUGUUUUGGAAAAAGGUAAAACUAGUUUGUAGAUUAAGAAUGAGAAAUUGGGGACUGGGGAGAGAUGGCUCAGUAGAAUAAGUGCUUCCCUGGCAAGCACAAGGGCCUGAGUUCAAUCCCUGGUUCUGCCAAAAAAAAAAAAAAGAAUGAGAAAUUGGAGUGUUUAAAGGUAAAAGCGUGUGUUUUACAGAUUUUUUUUUUUUUUAAUGUGCAUAGGUUUUUCUCAUAAAAAUGCCAGACACUUUGGGUUUUGGUGGUUUAUUUAUAUACAUUAGUUUUAUUUUUACUUUGCGUGGAAUGUCCACAAAUUUAAAUUGUAUUUAUUUUUGUACUUUAAUUUUCACAGGUUUUGCUUCUAGACAAAUGGCAAAAUAAACUUUUUUUGAAGUCCCACCAAAGGUAUAUUCCAUUUUCUCAUUUGGAACCUUUUAACAGAGCUGAGUGUGACAUUUGGGUUUGCAUGACUCACACUGUUGAAAAGAUGGAAAUGUCUUUGUCUAUGAGGAGCUGCAUACUGAAAAAAGGCGGUGGGAGGCCUAGGGAGAGGGCAGUGCUCUAAGGCUCAAGCUCACAGCAAAGCAGGCAAUUCACACAGCUUCACUAACACUGAGCUUGUAACUCCCACACCUCUCCUGUGGUGUGAGAGCAGGAAAAGCCUCCUCCAUGCCACAGCCUCUUGCUGAGGUCUCAUCCGGUCAUCUGAAGAGCUGUGGGGGUAGAGCCUCUCUCUCCCCUUCUGCUGCCCCUUUAACAUAGAUGUUCUUCCUAUGAUGGAAACAGUGGAAAUAACCAGAAGGUACUGCUCCUGAGCUCAAGAUGGAAGACCUCAUUCUUUUCUCAUUGACAUGAAGGCCACCAUAUGUGUGAAUGAAACAUGAGUUAUAACAACUACAUGAGCAAAUAGGUUUGAAAUUCUUCAGAAGUAACAGACCAUAAUGGCAUAUGUGUAGGUUUGAAAAAAAUUGUAAAAUCUCAUAGCUGGACACAGUGGCACAGGCCAUUUGUUAUCCCAGUACUCUAGGGAGGCUGAGGCAUGAGGAAGGCAAGACCCUGGGUUCAAUGCACAGUUCAGCAAAGAAGCAGAACCCCAGUGACCUUGGGUCUGAUGCAGCAAAAUCACAUCCUUGUUCACAAUCUAACAGCUGCUCGAAGGCAAAGGUCAUGUCUAACUGUUUG
Molecule: messenger RNA, 6105 nt
Organism: Octodon degus (degu)
Lineage: Eukaryota; Metazoa; Chordata; Mammalia; Rodentia; Octodontidae
Gene: Ccp110
Product: centriolar coiled-coil protein 110
Exons: 17
Coding region: 306-3473 (1055 amino acids)
Biological process (GO): regulation of cytokinesis; centrosome duplication; centriole replication
Cellular component (GO): centriole
Source: RefSeq, a predicted model, not a curated record